AGAGAGAGGGGGAGAGAGAGAGAAGAUGGAAUAUGGGUAUGAGGAUAGAGAUAUUGAGGAGCCAUUGGUGCAGCAGCCGGCGGCGAAGAAGCAUGGGCCAAGCGGCGAGCUGGAGAAGAUAUUAUCGGACACAGAAUUGCCUUCCGUGGCUCGAAUCCGGCUGGCGGCUUGGAUGGAGCUGAAGCUGUUGGGUUAUCUGGCGGCGCCGGCGGUGUUCGUGUACAUGAUCAACAACCUCAUGUCUAUGUCCACCCGCAUCUUCUCCGGCCACCUCGGCAACGCGGAACUCGCCGCCGCUUCUCUCGGCAACAGCGGCGUUCAAACUUUUGCUUAUGGUCUCUUGUUGGGAAUGGGGAGCGCCGUGGAGACGCUGUGCGGCCAAGCUUACGGCGCCGGAAAAUACGAAAUGUUAGGAAUUUACUUACAAAGAUCGUCAAUUUUGCUCACUUUAGUCGCCUGUCUCUUAACUCUUCUCUACGUCUUCUCCAAACCCCUCUUGCUGCUCCUCGGCGAGUCGCCGGAAAUUGCUUCGUCGGCGGCCGUUUUCGUGUACGGCCUGAUCCCUCAAAUCUUCGCCUACGCCAUUAACUUCCCUAUCCAGAAGUUUCUUCAGUCCCAGAGCGUGGUGCUUCCCAGCGCCUACAUAUCGGCGGCGACGCUAGCGGUGCAUUUGAUGCUGAGUUGGGCGGCGGCGUAUAAGCUGGGGUUUGGGUUGUUUGGGGCGUCGUCGGUGCUCAGCCUGUCGUGGUGGAUCAUUGUGACGGCGCAGUUUGUGUAUAUUGUGAAGAGUGAGAGGUUUAAGGAGAGUUGGAGAGGGUUGAGUUGGGCGGCGUUUAAGGGGCUGCCGGAGUUCUUUAAAUUGUCGGCUGCGUCGGCGAUUAUGCUGUGCUUGGAAACUUGGUAUUUUCAGAUUCUGGUUUUGGUUGCUGGGUUGCUUGAUAAUCCUGAGUUGGCUCUCGAUUCCCUCUCCAUCUGUAUGACCAUUAAUGGAUUGGCAUUCAUGAUUUCUGUUGGCUUCAAUGCAGCUGCUAGCGUGAGAGUGGGCAAUGAACUAGGCCAUGGGCAUCCCAAAUCCGCAGCCUUUUCAGUGGUGGUGGUGGUAGCCAUUUCCUCCCUCAUUUCUAUACUCGUCGCCUCCGCCGUCCUUUCAUUCCGCAACGUCAUUAGCUAUCUCUUCACCGACGGCGCCACCGUCGCCGCCGCCGUUUCUGACCUCUGCCCUUUACUGGCCGUCACUCUCCUCCUCAACGGAAUCCAGCCUGUUUUAUCUGGCGUGGCUGUGGGAUGUGGGUGGCAAUCUUUUGUUGCUUUGGUCAAUGUGGGCUGCUAUUACUUUGUUGGCUUGCCCUUCGGUGUUCUCCUCGGUUUCCACUUUCAACUUGGAGCUAAGGGCAUAUGGCUAGGGAUGCUUAGUGGCACCGCGAUGCAAACGUGCAUUUUAGUAUGGGUGACCCUUCGAGCUGAUUGGAAUAAAGAGGUAGAGGAAGCAGUGAAAAGAUUAAACAAAUGGAAUGACACAAGCAACAGCCUUCCAAAGGAUAAGAGUUGAAGAAUUAAAGUUACUUUUAUUCAACCACUUUGAUAAUUGAAUUCAAUAAUUACUGUGCAUUAUUUAACCCUAA
Cucurbita maxima (winter squash) is the source of this 1622-nucleotide messenger RNA. RefSeq names its product protein DETOXIFICATION 40-like. NCBI's taxonomy places the organism in Eukaryota, Viridiplantae, Streptophyta, Magnoliopsida, Cucurbitales, Cucurbitaceae. The coding region runs from base 26 to 1549 and encodes 507 amino acids. The record is from RefSeq and is a predicted model, not a curated record. Gene Ontology annotation, biological process: xenobiotic detoxification by transmembrane export across the plasma membrane. Gene Ontology annotation, molecular function: xenobiotic transmembrane transporter activity; antiporter activity. The transcript has 7 exons. Gene Ontology annotation, cellular component: membrane.